UAAACGGCUUUUUUGCAUUCAAUAAAUUUAAUUUUUUCAUUGAUGGAUUUUUCUAUUUCACUGUUCGCAUUCAGCUUAUGCUUUAAAUAUUUGGUAUUUCACUAGCUGUACAUUGUUUUGCGGGAGUUAUAGUAUUUGUUUAAAAUUGUCCAAUACAUUACCACAAUGGCUUGUAAAGAGUUUUUCAUUUAUACCGAUCGAAAUAAAUUGCGUACGCCGUCAAACACAGAAUAUAGAGUUGACAAAUUGCUGAAACCAAAAGAACUUAAACCAGCCAUAAAAUCAUGUAAAAACGAAUUAAAUGUAGAUGGAGCAGUUUUCGUUUUAAACAAUUUCGAUAAAUUGUUUUCCGUUAUUGAAUAUGUUGAUCAGCUUGAAUACAGAGAUUUACAUUAUGUUUAUGACGAAAUACUUGUUAAAAGUUUAAAUAUUAUUGCAUCAUUUUUAUUUAAUUAUGGAAAUAUUGAAGACAUUCAAACGGAUAUGAAACAACAAUAUGUAAACAUUAUAAAGAUGACUGUUUAUUUGUUUGUAGAAUUUGUGAAUAGUUUUAAUGCAAAAAUUGAAACUGAUUACAAAUUAUUACUGUUGGAAACAAAAGGUCGAAAUAAAAAACAAGACAUGAUUCAAAAACACACUUCUGAUUAUGAUUGGAAUUGGGAAGAAGAAAUGAGUAUUGGAUUUAAAGCAAUUUUUUCCAUUAUUACAAAUGACAUUACUCAAUUGUACGACCCUCCAUAUAUAGAUCAUACAUUUGUAUCGUAUUUAGCUUCCUGUUGCUAUUCUCAAUUAGAAAAUCCAAGCAUAGCUUUUGUACGUACCAAACCUCUUAGGGACAGUGUAAUGCAGAUAUUAAUUUUACUAAUUACAAAUUACGAUCAUUCUCAACAUUUUAAAGUCAAAGCAGUUCAAUUGUUAAAAAUGUAUGAACAUUUAGCAUUGCCUAUGGCAAAAGUAGUGUUAGAAGUUGUCGAAUCUGGUAAUAACCGAUCAUCUUUAAUCGAAUUAAUUGUAAAAGAAAUAGCAGAAACGGGAGUUGUUGAAGGCAUCAAAGAAACCAACUCUCAAGAAAUAACAGGAGGCAAGUCUUGUUGCGCAUUUCUUGUGGAAAUCGCCAAACACAGCCCGGAAUUACUUUUGUCCAACAUUGAACAUAUGUUGCCAUGCUUGGAAUCUGAUCCCUACACUAUGAGAAUUUGUGUUCUCAGCGUAUUAAAAGAACUCAUAAUUCAUGUUUUGAAUAAUGACGAAUUGGACGAAUUAGGACGUAAAACACGAGACGAUUAUUUAUCAAUAAUACAAGACCAUUUACUUGACAUCAAUGCUUACGUGAGAUCCAAGGCUUUACAGCUACUUACGGCCAUAAUAAAUGCUGACUGUUUGCCAAAACAAAUGUACAAAGAAAUUCUGAAUUGUGCAGAAGAAAAACUCAGCGACAAAAGUUCUUAUGUUACCAAAAGCGCAAUUAAUUUGACUAAAACAUUAAUUCGACUAAAUCCUUACAGUUCAGAUUUUACAGAAAAAAAUUUGAUGGAAAAAUUAGAAAUAGAAAACCAUACGUUAGACAAAAUGAAAGAAGUACUAGAGGAGAAAACUGAUGGCGGACUUUCUAAAGAUGAAUUGUGGCCAACAAUUGAACCCCAGUUGAAAAUGUAUUUGGAGAAAAAACUUGAAGGGCGCAAUAUAAAUUCGUUUAAAAGCUUCGAGCCGCUGGAGGAUAUGCCCUUAAGUGAAGUUUUGAUGAGAAUUAAAAGUUAUAUAACCCUUCGAAAAUUCAAAGUCGCUUUAAAAUUGUUAUUACGUGCUAGAGAAACGUUCAAAGAUCAACCGCUGUUUAAAUUGCCAAACGAUAAUAAUUCAUUUACAGAACAGUUUUUUUUGUGCAUGAAAAAUAUUUGGUGGAAUAAAAGUUCAAUAUCCAAUUGUAGUUUUGAAAACUUUGAACAAAUGACUCCUGAAGAAUUGAGCAGCAAAAUAUAUUCUGCUGAGGCCAAGAUCACGUAUCUUCAUGACUGUGCAGCAUAUUUAAGUACCAUAAAAAAAUCAUUGACAACUAUCAGUCAAUUGAUGUUAGGCAAUACUACAUCCGAAUGUUUAGAGGCUAUAGAUUUCUUUACGACCGCUCAUCAGUUUGGCGUACCACACGCUCAGUUAGGGAUUGAUGCAAUGAUCACAUUGAUAUAUUCAAACGAAUCAAAUAUAAAGGAGGCUAUGAUGAACUCUUACAAAACAAUAUACUUAAAUAUCGAAGAAGAUAACGAGACGUCCACUAAUCAGCCGCAAAUUAUUAUGAAAAAACUUUUGAAUUUAGUGAAAACUUUAAAUGUAACAAAUAGAAAAGCAUUUAAAAUGUUAUUGUACGAAUGGGUUAAAAAUAAAACAAUAGACGAUGAUUGUAUCAUGCUGUUGUGGGCAUGGUUCACUAAGUCCAUCUCUAUACCUCGGGAAGAUCGAGUUGUUGCCGCUCUACUUAUUUCUAUGUUUGCCAGUGCAAAACCUUGUAUUGCAAAAGGAAAUCUUGAAAAUUGCAUUCAGUAUGGUUUAAACGACAAUUAUCAGCUAUUUAUAUAUACUUGUCAAAUUUUAGAAAAUAUUGGCAAAGAAGAAUUCAAAAGACUACCAAACAAUCACGAAUUGGUUGUCAAAAUAUUAAAAGCGUGUCAAAAAAGUUUUACCGAUUGCGGCGUGGAUUUAUUCAACGAUGUCGCUUCCAAUGCUAUUAAUAUAAUAUAUAAAUUGACCGUAAAACCAGACGUAACAUGUAAAUUGUUGUUAAUUAAAUUAUAUGACAUUAUGAAAAACCUAAGUCAAGGUCAAGAAGAACAAACUAUUGACUUAGAUGCCGACUUAUUGGCUAAGUAUAUAUUUGUUGUCGGACACACUGCUUUACAGCAGUGUAACCAUUUGGAAAAUUACGUUUCUAAGGAGUUAAUUUGUUGCGUAAGGGUAAAGUAUCAAUCAAAAAAAACAAAAUCUAAAGAAACCAAAGAAGACGAAAGUAUUCAUGAUUCGGAAGCGGCCGAAGUUGAAGCUAUCAAUGAACAAAUUCGUCAGAUUUGCGAUAAACAGCUAAUUACAGGGAAUGGAAUGUUAUCUCAUUUUUCAAAACAUGUAUUAAAUGCAUGUAAUUCAGAACAUCAAAAUUUAAAGUGUAACUCAAUGAUAACGCUGAUUAAAUUUAUGUUGGUCUCGGGUUCGUUCUGUCAAAAAAAUUUACAGAUGUUUAUGGAUCUCAUGGAAAAGUCGGAAGAUUCGGCUACACGUAUUGACCUUGUCAUUGGAUUUGGCUCGUUAGUUUUCAAGCAUCCUAAUUUGAUGGAACCUUAUACCGAUAGGCUUUAUGCUCGAUUAAAAGACGAUUGUGUCAAGGUACGAUACACUGCUUUACUUACUAUCGUCGAUCUAAUACGUCAAGAAAUGAUCAAAGUCAGAGGACAAAUUGCUGGUAUUGCUAAGUUACUGGUGGAUGAAGACGAAAAAAUCAAACAAAUUACAAAACAAUUUUUUGGAGUUAUAUCUGAAAAGGGAAAUUCUUUGUAUAACGUUUUAUCGGACAUUAUAUCAAUACUUUCAAAUCCAGACGAUCUAUUACCAGAAAAUGAUUUUCAAACUAUUAUGAAAAUUUUACUUCCCUUUAUCACUAAGGAACGUCAACUUGAAUCAUUAGUCGAAAAAUUAUGCUUGCGACUAAAAGAGUCUACACACGAUAUCCAAGCUUCUUACUUAUCGUUUUGUUUGAUGUUUAUUAAAUAUUCAGACAAAAGCUUGACUAAGCUCUUGGACAACAUAUCUCAUUACAGUGAAAAGUUGAAAAAUCCUUUGGUUUACAAUAAUUUUAAUAUCCUCAUCAGCAAUAAUUCCAGAAUGGCAAAACCUACGACCAAAGACAUUUUAAACGAACUUUCUGACAAGAUUGAAAAAAUAGUAAUUGACGAAAAUAUGGUCGUUCCACUAUCACAAAAAACACCAGUAAAACGUUGUAAUACAGUUAAAAAGAAUCCAAUAAAGAAUCGUACUAAUCUGGAAACGGAUGUCGAAGAACCUUCUCAAACUGUGACUAAACGAAGUGCUAGAUGUCGGACUACAGUCAAAAGACGCCUUAUGGUCGACAACAGUGAAGAAGAAGAAAAAGAGAAAGAUGAUGUUGGAAGCAAUGAAGAAGAGGAACCAGCUCGUACAACUAGAAAUAGUACUAUAAAAAGAGUCCUCAAAUCUAAAAUGAACGAAGACAGUGAAAGUGAUGAAGUGGAAGUUUUUAAGCGAACAACACGACAAAACAAAAGCGUUAGUAAAAAAAAAUUACAAUACCAAAAAUGAGGUUCCACAUUUUUUUAAAAAAUUAACUUCAGAUUUUGAAAUUUUAUUUUAUGACAAAAUAGCACACACUUUGUUUUAUUCAGAAUGUUUUGGUACAUAUAGAUUUUUUUUUGUACCUGUAAAAUUAAUGCCUUGUACCUGCAUAUAUUUUGUUUUUGAUCAUUUAUAUUUAUUAUUAUUUUUAAAGGUUUAAUAACUAAAAUCUAUGCUAAUCCUUAAUAAAUCAUAUAUGUAUAUUUA
Adelges cooleyi (spruce gall adelgid) is the source of this 4557-nucleotide messenger RNA. It is a transcript of the gene Cap-D2, whose product is annotated as condensin complex subunit 1. Gene Ontology annotation, molecular function: histone binding. Gene Ontology annotation, cellular component: condensed chromosome, centromeric region; nucleus. Lineage: Eukaryota; Metazoa; Arthropoda; Insecta; Hemiptera; Adelgidae. The record is from RefSeq and is a predicted model, not a curated record. The coding region runs from base 166 to 4317 and encodes 1383 amino acids. The transcript is spliced from 25 exons. Gene Ontology annotation, biological process: mitotic cell cycle; meiotic chromosome condensation; mitotic chromosome condensation.